AUGUGUAUAAAAGGCAAGUUUUUUUUAAAUGGAUUUUGUCGUAAUAAAUCUAUUGAUGUAUUUUCAAUACUUAGGUUACCUCAAAGAAAAAACAUGUAUUCUCAUUACACAUCAGAUCCAAUUCCUGGCCAAUGUAGAUCACAUUUUGCUAAUGGAAAAUGUAAAUCCCAAUUUAUAUGAUUAUAUUAUAAUUAAUAGUACAAAGCGCAUAGCUAUUAUAAGACAACAAUUAUAAUUUACUUUAAUUGAAAAUGUUCUUAUUUUUCGUUCAAGGCUAGUAUUAAAUCUACCGGAUCUUAUCACGAACUUAUAGACUAUGGUUUUGAUUUUUCAAAAUUGCUCGGAUUUCCAGAAGAAACUAUUGUCGAAUCGCAUAUAAAAUGUGAAAAUGCAAAUAAAAAAAAGCUGAAUACAAACCAUACUUUAUCGCGUUCUGGAGAUAAUAUUAAAUCAUUUAUUAACAGAGAUACAGUAAAACCUAUGAAAGAAGAAGAGGCCCAUUGUUCCGGACAUGUUUCGAAAAAGAUUUAUCUAUCGUAUUAUUCUUCCUGCGGGAGCAUUAUUAAAAUUGUUUUUGUAGUACUUAUAUUUACUUUAGGUCAAGUAAUAACUGCAUUUGAUGAUAUAUGGAUUAGUGUUUGGUAAUACAGAUAUAAUUUUUUAGCGUACACACUUGUAUACGCGUGUAAAAUGCAUUUAAAGUAUAGUAAUACAUUUUUAGGGUAAACGAAGAAGAAAAUAUUUUUCGCAACGUGAACAAUACGAUUUCACUCAACAGUACGUUAAUGGAUCACGGUUCAUUUGAUCAGAGAAAUAAUUGGACAUCAAAUUUGCGCUUUAUCCGUAUAAUAGUAAAUACCGUUAUUACUGUGGCAUUCGUAAUGAUUAUNCGGCGUGCACAAGUGCUUCAAUAAAUUUACAUAAUACAAUGUUCAACGCUGUAACUAGAACGUCUAUGCAUUUUUUUCACACUAAUUCGUUAGGUAAUAAUAAAAGUUGAUACAUUGCCUACAUUAUGAUACAUUUAUGAUAAUAUAGAUAUUUGUUUAUAAAGGACGGAUUUUUAAUCGUUUUUCAAAGGAUAUAGGCGCCAUCGAUGAAAGUUUACCAUUCAUUUUAUUAUACUGUUUACAAGUAACGAAUGAUUAUGCUAAACCGAUAUAACAAUUGUACAAAGGCACACAUAAAUUUAAUUAUUAAAAUGUUUUAUUUGUUAACAUAUAAAUUAGACGACAGUGAAAAUUGCGGGAAUCAUAUUUAUUGUCGGACUAGUUAACAUAUUUUUUACGAUACCGUCGAUUAUUAUUUUAGUACUUUUUUAUUAUUUAAGAACGCUCUAUUUGCCGACAUCUCGAAGUGUAAAGCGUCUUGAAGGAAUCGGUAUCAACACAAUUAUUAUUUUAUUAUUGUUUAAUCAUGCAAUAUUCUACCUAAUUUAUGAUUUUUGAAAUUUAAAAAAUACUUGUUUCAUACAUUUUCAUUAGCUCGAAGUCCUAUUUAUGGACAUUUGGCUGCUUCUGUACAAGGAUUAAUCACAGUACGAGCACAUAAAACAGAGAAAUUCCUAAUUCAAGAAUUUGAUAAACAUCAAGUACGUAUAUAUACAUUAUUUUAUUGAAAUUUAAAUAAAUAAUAAUACGAAAUGUUUUAUUUUCAAAUCAUAAAUACCUAUUACGGCCUUUCAAAUCAUGCUUAGAAUCUGCAUAAAAUCGUUUUCCGUUGGCAAUGAUUAUUCGUUGGGUACAGAAUACAGAUACAUAUUAAAUAUCCCCUCUACGUUUCCGACUUUUUACUUAUAAUAGCGGGUCAUUAUCGUGGGAAGAAUGUCCGUUUGAUUUUAAACUUUCUAUAUUUUAAAUAAUACUCGUAGUUUUUACUAUAAUAAUAUUUUGUAUCUUUUGUAUCUUUUUUAAUAUUAUAAUCAUAUUACAAACUGUUUAAUUUUUUAUUUAAAACGCAGGACUUUCAUUCCUCUGCAUGGUUUACGUUUAUCUCUAUAAAUCAAGCAUUUGGUUUUUGGACCGAUUACGUCUGUUUAAUUUAUAUGAGUAUUGUAACUUUAAGCUUCUUAUUUAUGGAAAAAUGUGAGUUUUAGAAAAUCUAAAUAGUCUGCACUGUUACGUAUAAUAUUUGAAUGUCUUUUCAGAUAUUACUGGAGCUAAUGUCGGAUUAACUAUAACUCAACUAAUUUCUCUUGUUGGAAGUGCUCAGUGGGGAUUACGGCAAUCAGUGUUAUUAGAAAGUGAAAUGACCUCUGUCGAAAGAGUCAAUGAAUACUCAAAUUUGCCACAAGAAACUACACUUCAAUCUGCACAGGGUAAUUCUGGAUUAACAUCCAAUUAUAUUAAACAUUUGUAAAUGCCAUAAUGCAUAUAAUGCUAUAGCUUAUCAAUAAAUCACUGGUAAUAUUUUAAUUAGAUAAAUUUUCAUCAAAAGGAUGGCCAAAUCGAGGGAAAAUUAUGUUUCAACAUUUUAGCUUACGGUACAGUAAAGAUGCGCCAAACAUUUUAAAAAAUCUCAAUUUUACUAUUGAACCAAAAGAAAAGGUAAAUUGAGUUUAUUUAGAAUACACUGGUUAAAAAACUAGUAAAUUUAAAAAAAUAUAUUAUUCAUCGUACAAUUAGGUUGGGAUUGUUGGUAGAACUGGCGCUGGGAAAUCUUCCAUAAUAGCAGCACUGUUUAGGUUAGCGUUUAAUGAAGGUAAAAUCUUUAUUGACGAAACAGAAAUACAUUCACUGGGAUUACACGAAUUACGAUCAAAAAUUUCCAUCAUACCCCAAGAACCGAUUUUGUUUUCCGGAACUAUGCGAACCAAUUUAGAUCCUUUCGGUGAAUACCCUGAUCAUACACUUUGGGAUGCUUUAGACAAAGUAAUGGAAAUGAUCCGAAAUUGUUGUUUUUGUUAUUUAGGUUUAUUUUAUUUUUGUCUAUAGAUAGAACUAAAAAGAACUAUUGAGAAUUUACCUGGUGGUCUAGAUACGAAAAUGUCCGGAAGUGGUUCCAAUUUCAGUGUUGGUCAAAGGCAACUAGUAUGUUUGGCUAGGGCAAUUAUUCGAAAUAAUAAAAUUCUCGUUUUGGAUGAAGCCACAGCAAAUGUUGAUUUACAGUAAUAAAGAUAUGAAUCUAAAAUAAGUUUAUAGAUUUAAUAAUAAUAAUUUCAUUAAUCUUUUUAAUUUCUCAGAACUGAUGCAUUAAUUCAAAAUACAAUACGGAACCAUUUUGAAACGUGUACAGUAUUGACGAUUGCUCACCGCUUGAACACUGUUAUGGAUUCUGACAAGAUUAUUGUAAUGGAAGAAGGACGUAUGGUUGAAUUUGAUCACUCAUAUAAUUUGUUAAAAAAUAAAGAUGGCUAUUUCUAUAAAAUGGUAGAACAAGCAGGACAAUUCACAGCUAAUUCGUUUAAACGUAUAGCUGCAGAAGUAGAACUUAUAACAGUAUCAUCGUAAUAUUUUUCUUCAUUUUGUGUUUGAUAUACCUUCAUUAAUUGUAUGUUGUUGUUUUUUUCUUUUAGAGCUACAAAUCUAUAAAGACAAAACUGUUAGUGUGA
Molecule: messenger RNA, 3550 nt
Organism: Cinara cedri
Lineage: Eukaryota; Metazoa; Arthropoda; Insecta; Hemiptera; Aphididae
Source: the annotation of a GenBank genome assembly